UAAACACAUGUUCAUGCAUUUUAUACGGUUUAAAUUUACGCUCAAGUGAUCAAUUUACCUGUAUAAAGUUUACCUGUGUUCAAAUUGAAAGUAGACAAUUGUUCAUUAAAUUAAUAUUAUCACAAAAGAUUUGGUUUAUCAGUCCUUAAGCAUAUAAGCUAUAAGCUUUAGCUAUGCAAUUGAACAAAAACUGUUGACUCGUCAAUUAUUGGAAGAAAGUUAGAGAAGGAACACCAGAAACUUCAAAAUCAGAAGAACAACUACCACUAACAGUGAACACGACAGCACUGUGCAUCAAUAUUGAUCAUGGCGUCGUUCCUGUCAGACGCCUACGAUUUGUUUUGGGACGAACGCUGGUGGUUUGGAUCCAAGAUAAAUGGAACAAAAUAUGGCUGGAAGGACCUUGAGAAUACUCCAGGAUCGGACGUGUAUUUUCCAAAGAGUGUGGAUCUACAUGGGGCCAUUCUUCUUGGGGUAUUCAUAGUGGUGCUCCGAUAUUUCCUUGACAAAUAUGUAAUAUAUCCCCUGGGGUAUUAUCUGGGUAUCAAGAGGAAACGGCCGCUGAAUCUGCCAACAAUCCCGGCCCUAGAAACUCUAUACAAACAUAAAGUUAAACCGGACAGCAGGGUGCUACAGGGUCUUUCAAAGCAAUUAGACAUGUCAGAGAACAGCAUACAGAAAUGGUUCCGUAUCCGUCAGAAGAUAGACAGAGUACCUAUGAUCAAGAAAUUUGCUGAUUGCUGUUCCCACUUCAUCUUCUACAGCAUCGCCUUCAUUUACGGAUUAGUGGUUUUAUGGGAUAAAACGUGGCUAUGGGAAACUGGGAAUUUUUUCCCUGGAUGGCCUAAACAGCACGUUGUUCCAGAACUUUACUAUUAUUACCAGAUGGAGCUUGGGUUUUACUGGGGACUUAUAUUCACCUUAUGCUUUGACCACAGACGUAAGGACUUUAUGGAGAUGAUAAUUCAUCAUAUUGCUACAAUGUUCCUCAUUUACUUCUCGUGGCAAAUUAACUUCGUGCGAACUGGGUCGUUAGUUCUGUUUGUCCACGAUGCUGCUGAUCCUUGGCUCGCGCUGAGUAAGGCAACAGAUUAUUUGAAAUGGGAUUCUGCCAAGACUGUUUGUUUUGUCACUUUCCUGGUUGUGUGGAUAUCAACUCGGCUGGUUUAUUUCCCGUUCUGGGUUUUACAUGCUACAACUUUCGGGAAUUUCCGUGAAGGUCAACUUGAACAAUAUUUUCCUGUAUAUUUCGUCUGUAAUGUACUAUUGUACACCCUUAUGGUUUUACAUCUAUUUUGGAGCUAUAGUAUUGGAAAAAUCGCGUUCAAGACUUUGGAAGCGAAUGGGGAGAUAAAAGACAUCAGAAGUGAUUUUGAGAACGAUUCCGAUUUCGAAAAGAAGUCGUGCAAUGUGCAUACGACUAACGACUGCAAUGGAAAUGCACACGAUCCAUGUAGCAAUGGAAAUGUCCAUUCCUGAUUGUACACUAAAAUAGACAACACAAUAUUUAUCACAUGCUAUACCUUGUUCUUGGCUUCGUGUAACAAUCACGUAUUGUUCUGUUUUACACAUGUGUAAUGUAGCAAUAUCACUCCGCACGUGUGCACACAAUUUAGUUUGACUUGCUUUACUGGUAGUAUUCAAGAAAAGCAUAAUUAUGUUUAUUUAUCAUUUCGUUUUUAAGUCGACUAUUCGAAGAAUAAUGGAGGGCCAAACUUAUCGCUUCGGCGUUGGCGUCCGGUUAAAGUUUUAGGGCAAGUUGGCAUUUCCAGUUAUAACUCCAAUUUCCUUCGUUCAAUUCACUUCAUACUUUACACAGUUGUUUAUGAUCACACAAUCAGAUUAUAUAACUAUAUAUCACCCCAAAUAUAAAUUAUGGUCCAGCAACUUAAGUGAACGUUUUAGGGUACGUUGUGUCUGGUUCAAGUAUUAGGGCAAGAUGUGAUAUUCACUGAUAACUACAAUACUCUUUAUUCAAUAACUGCAUACCUAACACAAUUGUUAACGACUAUUAUACGAUUAGGUUACACAACUCCAUGUUUUCCUUAAUACAAAUUAUGGCCCUUGAUCAAAUUUGGAUAAAGUUUUUGUGCAACUUAGUAUUUUAACUGAGAUGUCAAUACCGUUCAUUCAAUGUACUUCAAUCCUGACACAGUUGUUCACCGCCACAAAACCAUAAGGCCGGGUUUGAACUCAGACCUCAAACGCCAUUCAUUCAAUGGAGUUUAUGCGUCACACAGUGAUUACGACCAGCUUACAACUGUGUUACAUAACACCGUAUUAUCCUUUAUACAUAUUAUUGCCCUUGAUCGACUUAAAAUUUGGUUAAAAUUCAAGGGCAAACUUGAGUUUUGAACUCAGAUCUCAAAUACCGUUCAUUUAGUGGACUGCAUACAUGUGUUCAUGGCUAUCACAUUAUUAGGUUACAUAACUCAUUCGAUAAGGUUUCAUUACUCAUUCAAUGGUUCAGUUCACAUGGAUUAUUUUACUUAUAUGCUUGAUGUUUUAGUCAUAAAUAAUGUUGCCAUGUUUUAUACAUUUUAUAUAGAAACAAAUCUAUCUAUAUAUCUAACUCCAUAUCAACAUUAUUACAAAUGAUGGCCCUUGUUAAGACUUUUUUUACUUUUUAUAUUGUUAAUUUUUGACACUUUUUUGGAUUGUUUUGACAGGAAAUACAAAACAAUACAGCGUCCAAUUUUAAGGCAAAGCGUCGUGUAGUUAAGAAGGCUUUCCUCAGCUAUGAUUGUGAUACAGGUUUAUUUGAAUCAAGUAGUUAGCUUUAUUUAAAUUAUCAGAUGAAACCGUGAUACUUUAUUUGUUUAUUUGUUGAAAAAGAUUGUAAAAAUCUUUAUUCUUUUUGUAUUUAAUCAGAAAAAGACAUCAUAAACAUACUACAAAAUAACGACGUCACCGGAUGUGAGUUCACAUUGAAAAGAAAGGAAAUAUUGAGUAUUUAGUCUCGUUUCCUGAUAUAUCCUGAAUAUGCACCCAAUUUGGAAUGUAGUCUAUUUAUUAUGCCAAAUAUUAAACACGUUUUCCCUUA
Messenger RNA from Mya arenaria, 3043 nucleotides. Its product is annotated as ceramide synthase 2-like. Lineage: Eukaryota; Metazoa; Mollusca; Bivalvia; Myida; Myidae. Gene Ontology annotation, cellular component: membrane. The record is from RefSeq and is a predicted model, not a curated record. The transcript is spliced from 11 exons. Gene Ontology annotation, biological process: ceramide biosynthetic process. The coding region runs from base 307 to 1479 and encodes 390 amino acids. Gene Ontology annotation, molecular function: DNA binding; sphingosine N-acyltransferase activity.